GGGGCGUCAAGUUUACGGAAGAAAAUACAUAAGGAAAUGCAUUAGAUACAAGUGUAGAAUGUUUCUCCGUUUGAAGACUGGUGUGUGAUCAAAACUGCACAUCAGACUGGGGUGCUAUGACUCUAAGAGAAAAUUGUGUAAUCAAACUGCACAUCAGACUGGGGUGCUAUGUCUCUAAAAGAAAAUUGUGUGGCCUAGUUAGCUGUCUUUCACCAGUAAUAUGGAUCAGCAUAACCAGUACUCAGUUGGUGUCAUCUCUGUAUAGAUCAGCAGAUGACAUGGUUUGAAGAUGUGAACAGUUAACAUAAUACUUCAGGUUUUAACGAAACUCACAACUGGAAGGAGAAAUAUGACAUCACACUUAAAUGCUAAAUGUGUUGAAAGCAUCACAACUUGAUGAAAUUCAAAACUCGAAGGAGAAAUAUGACAUCCCACUUAAAUGCUAAAUGUGUUGAAAGCAUCACUAGCUGAUGAAACUCCAAACUCGAAGGAGAAAUAUGACAUCCCACUUAAAUGCUAAAUGUGUUGAAAGCAUCACUAGCUGAUGAAACUCCAAACUGGAAGGAGAAAUAUAACAUCACACUUAAAUGCUAAAUGUGUUGAAAGCAUCACUAGCUGAUGAAAUUCAAAACUGGAAGGAGAAAUAUGACAUCACACUUAAGUGCUAAAUGUGUUGAAAGAAACGAGAAAUUGCCUAUCUCAGGGUCACAGGUUGAUGAGCCGUGUUAAAUUCCAGGAGAACAAGACUUUAUAGAAGUCUGCCCUCGAUAUAGUUGGAGAUUUCGAAUAAGUUUCAUAUUUAUUGAAGUACAGUUAGACUAUUCCUUGGAUACAGUGCCGGAUACGUAUGUAGUGUCACAUGUAGGUGUCGGGAGUGUGACAGUGUUACAAUCAAGUAAACAAGACUUGGUGGAUAGACGUGUGUCCUUGACUUGACAGUAGUUUGAUUGUAAAAUUCUAGUAAUACAGUAAAGUAUUUUAGUCUCCAGUUAGUUUGAAAAUAUAGUUGAAGAAUAUUCAAAAACACUUGAAAACACACCUAUUGAGCAUUUGAAGAUAUUAUUUAAGAAGAUUAAAAAACACUUAAAAAUACCACUGUUAAGCAUUUGAAAAUAUUGAAGAAUAUUCAAAAACACUUGAACACAUAUAUUGAGCAUAUGAAGAUAUUAUUUAACAAGAUUCAAAAACAUUUGAAAAUAUCGCUAUUGAGCAUUUGAAGAUAUAUUGUAGAAGAUUCAAAAACACUUGAAAACACAACUAUUGAUGAUUUGAUCACUAGCUGUUAAAUUAAUCAGUAUUUCAGUUGUGAAAUGUCUGGCACAGAGAUUUCAGAAACACAUGACAUCCAGCUGGAGACAGCUGCAAGCUUUAGGUCUGAUCAUCAACAACAGUUGUUACGUAAUACUUCAGUAAGUAAGAAACAGAAGCUGUGGAACUCUCACCUAAACUCCCGGGACCAUGUGAACGAACUUCCUGUGAACCCUCCGAGUGAAUGUUUCCAAAAGCUGAUCUCAUUUUGUAAAGAACAUUGUUCCAUUCCACGCCUGACGAUGUUUCCGUGCACAGACUGCGCUGAACAUUUCGUGGAUGCGAUUAGCAGACAGAUCCACGUAAUGCAGAAACAUGCAAACCUUCUCUUCUCCUGCGAAGUGUGCCGGAAAAUAUUUGCAACCAAGAGUGAAAAGACCCGACAUAUCAAGUCAACUCACAAAAAAAUCAUUUACUACGAUAAUGCAAAGUGUAGUUUUAAAUACCCGUGUAAAGUCUGCAACAAAGUGGAGUUUGAUUCUUUUACGGAGCUAGUGUCUCACUCGCCAUGCUUGCAGGGUGCACCACAAAGAAGUGACAAACCUGUAUUACAAACAUUGAAGAGAAAGGUUCUGAAGGAUCAUUGCUCUGUUGGGAUCCCAACAAAAACAAGCAAGACUGAGACAAAGGAGGAUUUGGUCUUGGUGCAGGAUGGAGACAAAUUCUUCUCUUUUGAUUUUCUCAAUGACUGUGACAAAACAGAUGGUACCUCUUCAGACCAUCAAGAAAAGACGGUGUUUGAUGACAAGGAUGUGGUUACACGUGUGCAUGACGGUGAUGGUUUAUCUCGGUCAAUCUGUGGCACUAACAACACGAUGUCUGAAGGACGUGCUUGUCCAGUUUUGAUGUCCACAGCUAAAUCAAGUCUUACAAGUAAAUUUGGCUCAGAGCUAGAAUCAAAAUCAAGUCUUACAAGUGAAGUAGGCUCAAAGGCUCAGAAUAAUAUUGAUGACAGUAAGUCAUUCAGUGUGUUCCAGAUUGAUAACAACAGCAUGUGUACUUCAUCCGAUCUGUUAGAGGAGCCUACUGAUGACAGAGAUUCAUCUGGUUUGAUGCAUUUUGAUCAUGAUAACAGUAAUUCGGCCACUCGUUUCCAGAAUAAUAGUGUUGAAUGUAAUUCAUCCAAUGUCUUGAACAUUAAUAAUAACAACAACACAUGUACUUCAUCGAGUCUGUUAAUACACAAUGAGAAGGAUACCAAACAUGAUGAGGAUGAGGAGAGACUAAGACUCUCACUUUGCUCAGUGUCGGAACAGAACAUGAGUGACUGUGAAGCUGUACUGGACACUGAAGUGUGUGGUCCAGGUGAAAGCUACCACUUCAUGGAGGGCGGUGAGUCGUGGACUAUCUCUAGAAACACAGACCCUGAUGAUGCAGAGCCAGACUCAAAUACAACACUUACAAACGCGGGUGAAUCUGAGUUGAUAUCUAGUGAUGGUGAAAAGUCACCUGCAUGUCUGCUGAACAGUGAAAGAUCCAGAGACAGUGUGCGUACCUGUACCGAUACAUCAGUUGAAGAGUUGCAAACUGGUACUUACGAUGUGACAGCACACAGACUUGUCACUGAUCAUUGUACCCCUGUAUUAGUUGAUGAAUUAAGUAGUAAUUAUGCUGUUAUUGAUGGGUCUUACACUGGUACUACUAGUCCUGAAUCAGUUGAUAAAUUAAGCACUAAUUAUGCUGUUGUAUCGGUUGAUGGGUCUUACACUGAUACUACUACCCAUGUAUCAGUUGAUGGGCCACACGCUAGUACCUCUACUACUCUUUCAACUGAUGUAUUGUGUACAAAUACUGCUGUUCUUGUAUCAACAGAAGAGUUGUACAAUGUUUCUACUGCAAUAUCAUCUGAUGGGUUGUACUCUGAUACUUGUAAUACUGUAUCGGGUUAUGAAUUAUACACAGAUGCCUGUGCACCGGCAAGUGAAUUAUACUCAAAUGCUGGUGCUACUGUAUCAGCUGAGGAAUUAUGCACAGGUAUUUCAGGAGCUGGGUUAGUGAAGAUCGAAGAAACAGCUUCUGGUCUGGAGAGCUGUUCCUUGUGUCAUCAGGUAUUCAUUGGCAGCCUGCAGUUCAAACAACACAUCAGUCUGUGUCACAGCCUUCCAAUGAACGAAGCAGUGGUAGCUGAUGCUGAAGUAGAAGUGAAUGUGGCUGACGAUUCAUCUUGUGAAGUGUGUGAUCUCUGUAACGAACAGUUUGAAACCCUCUCACAGAUGAAGGAUCAUAUUGUGUCUGUUCAUGCUGCAACCUGUGAAGUUGGUACUUCUCUGCAGUCAACUGCUGGUGUUCUCAAUGAUGUUUUGCAUGUCACACCUACAUCACAGUAUGUAGUUGAAGGAACUGGUUCUCCAGAAGUUGUGUUUGCAGAAAGCAAAGUGUUUGGAGUAAAUAUGGAUUCAUUCUGUAGGUUUCCUGAACAUGAUGUGAAAGAAGAUAUGUUAAACAAUGUGAAUAAUUUGAUCAUGGAUGAUAAGACGGUAAUGUUACAUAACAACUUGGACAAUGAAACAAAAGAUACAAAAAUUAAUAAUUAUUCACCCACUGGUGGUGAUGACCCAAAAAAGAAACGAAAGUGUGUGAAAAGAAGGUCGAAACUGUUAGAAUGCCUUGAGUCAGUUUCAACAAAUUUGUUAAUAAAUGAUGAGGACCAUGUGACAAACCAUAGGAGAUACAAAACACGACAGUAUGUUAGAGAUAAAACACUGCAUGCUGUCAUGGCGUCAACUGAACAAAUGGCAGCAGGUCAAUCAUCUACUUCUGGCAGUGAUUCUGCUACGAAAUCCAUUAACGUUGAUAAUAUGUCACAUUUUGAAGAAAUAGCUGCAAGUGGUUCUGCAAAAUUGGCCAAAACAUCCUCCAAAAGAUGUGACAUGGAUAGUGAUAGGGUGUCAAAACCAUCAAAGGAUAUGCUUAGUUGUAGUCAUUGCCGCUAUCUGUUUUUUUCAUGUGCAUUAUUGCAACAGAUGCACAUGGAGAGGCAUCAUGGUGCACCAGCUGUAGUUCCAGUUACAAUUGUAAAGUCAAACAGUAAUGACAUUCCAUUCCAGUGUUCUCAGUGUCAUAAAGUAUUUAAAGACGAAAGGUCAUUGACUGUACACACCAUGCUGCCUCACAGUAAAAACUACAUGUACUAUCCUUGUGAUCUGUGUAAAAAGGUCUUUGCCUACCCCGGCUUAAAACGGAGGCAUAUGGCCAGCAUACACUAUGUGAGGGAUUGCGACACAAACAACAUGGCACGGGCAGUGAUGCUAACAUCUGGCAGUGCUCAGCCAUCCAGCAGCAAGAUAAACGAAGAUGAAGAUGAUGAUGAUGAUGAUUUCAAUUCUGAUUUAUCUGCCUUGGCACCCCAGGGUGUAUCUGUGAGUGAUAAAGUGUUUGUUCCCUUUUCUCUCACCAAUCCAUCUGACUCGGGAAAUACUUCACCUGCAGGUGCUUCUGCUGAUAAUGAUGCAAACUUUUCUUCAACAGAUGAUUCUGCAGUAGCUGCAUCUGUUGGUGGUAGUAAUGUUACAGAUAUUUUACAGAGUGAUCAGUGUUCCUACACAACUGACAGUGAACAGAAAAUGAAAUCAUCAAGAUCUUUAAGUUCUUCUAACAUUUGUAAAGUUUCAUGUUCAGAUACAACAGUAGGUGUAACUAACGAUUUGUCAAAUAUUAUGUUUCCAUGUAAGUUCUGCGAUAACGAGUUUGAUACAUUGAAGAAGCUUGCUAAUCAUGCCAUCAAUGUGCACAGAAGCAUGAGACCAUCCUCUAUGUCUAAUGAACUCUUUCCUUGUAAGUUUUGUGGCAAGGAGUUCUCCUCCCUUGAGAAGCUUGGAAACCAUGCCGUCAACGCCCACAGCGAGGACAUGCCUCAGGCUCGGUAUCCCUGUGAGUGUGGCAAGUUGUUCACCACGACAUCCGGUCUAAUUGUGCAUCUCCGCUACUCGUGCAGACUGAACCGUGAAUCUGCAGGCCAGAGGCCUGUCCAGGCACCGAAUAACGUCAAGAUGUUUCAGUGCCAGUUCUGUGACCACUGGUUUCUGUCUCCUGUUCACCUGAAGAACCACGCUCGCAGGUCCCACCCCAGUAAAGUGUCACUGAUUGAGGAUCAGUGAUGGAGGAGUUGCCACUCAAUCUCUGGCUGAGGUAGACGGUCACAAGCAGAAACAUACGUCACAAGCCAGAAACAUAAAUAGCGGGUUGACAUGAAACUGUUCAGUUCAGUUUUGCGCUAGUCUUUCUAGGAAAGCAGAUUGAGUACACCUCUGAAUUGAUUUUGACGACAUUAUCUGACAACAAACAAAACGAUAGUUCAAGCAGAAAGAUAAAUAGCAGGUUGACAUGGAACUGUUCAGUUCAGUUUUGCACUAGUCUUUCCAGGAAAGCAGAUUGAAUACAUCUCUGAAUUAAUUUUGAAGACAUUAUCUAACAACAAACAAAAACAUAGUUCAAGCAGAAACAUAAAUAGCAGGUUGACAUGGAACUGUUCAGUUCAGGUUUGAACUAGUCUUUCCAGGAAAGCAGAUUGAAUACACCUCCAAAUUGAUUUUGACGACAUUAUCUGACAACAAACAAAACGAUAGUUCAAAUUAAUUUGCAAAUGCUCACUUCCAUGCUGCCUACCUCAUCCUGCCUGAUGGGUGCGCCAUCUUCUAUUAUCCAGGCUCCAUAUUCAUAAACAUACUUAAGUGAAUGUAUGAUACUUAUCUAUGUACUUUAAGUAUGUAUUUAGGUAUCAUACAUUGACUUAAGUACGGUUAUGAAUACGGAGCCUGGGCCCUGUUUCACGAAGCGAUCUUAGCCCUAAGAUUACCGUAGGCGCAUAGCUACCCUAUGCACUUAAGUUGAUCUUAGGGCAAAGAUCGCUUCGUGGAAUGGGGCCCAUGGAUGUGAUUGUUCAACUGUCUGUCUUAUUUGAGCCGUUUCACAGAUAUUAGUUUUGAUCUGAAAUCAUCAGUAUGGUAUACAGAUUAUUAAAGAUCACUUAAGCUUUUAUUUUCUAAAGGAUAUGAUAUCCCCAAUCAGGCUUUCUGCCAGAACCCCCCAUCCUGAGUCAGGCCACCGAUCUUAUCGGAGGUCGGACUCUGGAUGGGCGUGUUCGAAACCCAAGUGGUGUAUGAGCACGUUAAAGUAGUUAUCUAUCUGCCAGAAACUGUUUAGGGAACUUAAUAAAAACAAAACAGAUCAUAACUACACCUACUAUAGUCUGCCCUAUCCUACAAGAAAGAAAGAAACAAAGAUUUUGUAACUAAUUUCAUUUUUGUUUGAGGUAUGAAGAAAAGUAAAAAUGUGUUGGAAAUAAAAAUAAAUAAAAAUUACAAUUUUUUGUGUGCAAUUUAGAAAACUUGUAGUAAAUUCCUUAGAAUGAAAAAAAGGCAUUGCCAGUGGGAAGGACUAAAGGUGGUGAUGUGUUGGAAAUUAGACACAACAUUUUAUAUACUUUGACAAAUUUUAAACAGCAUGUCUAUUACUAUAAUCUUUCUAAAAAAUAUAUAAAAACUUAUCCAUUAAUUUCCAAGAUUUUUAGUGUAUGUAAUUUUAUCCUUCAUUCCUUCUCGCAGAAACACUGCGAAUUAUUAAUGAGUGACUUGUCUGUUUUUAUCACAAAACCAAGAAUACACUUAUUAUUAGCAUUACUGUACUGUAAUUGUUAUAAGCAUAUAUUUCAUUAUCUUCAUUUGAAUGAAUGAAUGAAUGAAUGAAUGAAUGGAAGCAAAUGAAUACAGAUUUAACGACACCCGGUUACUGGGUGUCGAACAAAGAUAUCAUUAUUUGCAAAAGAAAUGAAAACGUUUA
This is a messenger RNA of Gigantopelta aegis, 7086 nucleotides long. RefSeq lists its product as uncharacterized. Gene Ontology annotation, molecular function: RNA polymerase II transcription regulatory region sequence-specific DNA binding; DNA-binding transcription factor activity, RNA polymerase II-specific. Bases 1311 to 5405 code for a protein of 1364 amino acids. Gene Ontology annotation, cellular component: nucleus. NCBI's taxonomy places the organism in Eukaryota, Metazoa, Mollusca, Gastropoda, Neomphalida, Peltospiridae. The transcript has 2 exons. The record is from RefSeq and is a predicted model, not a curated record. Gene Ontology annotation, biological process: regulation of transcription by RNA polymerase II.